Molecule: messenger RNA, 1632 nt
Organism: Striga hermonthica
Lineage: Eukaryota; Viridiplantae; Streptophyta; Magnoliopsida; Lamiales; Orobanchaceae
Source: the annotation of a GenBank genome assembly
AUGGGUCAGGCCACCUCGAACCACGGCUAUUCCCCCGGUGGAAGCGGCGGCGGUGCGGGGUCAGGUCAUCUUCGCAACCAUAGCGUCGACCUCCUCCACCUCCGCUCCACGGCCGUUAAUCUCCAUGUGCCGGAUAUGUCCUGCGCGAAUCAACUGCAAAUCGACUACACUUCCGAGAUCCCCGACGAGUGCUUGGCCCUGAUAUUCCAAUCGCUGAGCUCCGGCGAUCGGAAGCGCUGCUCGCUGGUCUGCCGCCGCUGGCUUUCCGUGGAGGGCCAAAGCCGCCACCGAAUCGCGCUCAACGCGUCCGCGGAGGUCUCCGAGCACCUCCCCGCCAUCUUCACCCGGUUCGACUCCAUCACCAAGCUCGCCCUCCGUUGCGACCGGAAGUCCGUCAGCAUAAACGACGACGCCCUCACCCUAAUAUCCCUCCGCUGCCACAACCUCACCCGCCUCAAGCUCCGGGGCUGCCGCGAGAUCUCCGACCUAGGUAUGUUGGCUCUCGCCAGAAACUGCAAAUCCCUCCGCAAAUUCUCCUGCGGAUCGUGUAUGUUCGGCGCCAAAGGCAUGAACGCGCUUCUGGACAACUGCACCUCCCUGGAGGAGCUUUCCAUCAAGCGGCUGCGGGGGACCAACGACGGGUACGCAGCUGAGCCGAUCGGCCCCGGGGCAGCGGCUUCAUCUCUCAAAUCAAUCUUGCUCAAGGAGCUCUACAACGGUCAGUGUUUCGGGCCUCUGAUUAUUGGAUCUAAAAAUUUGAAAUCCCUAAAGAUCUUAAGGUGUUUGGGGGAUUGGGAUCGAUUACUGGAGACGGUCACCAAGGGGAAAAGCUGUCUGACCGAAAUUCAUCUGGAGAGGCUGCAGGUGAGCGAUGCUGGCCUAAUUGCCAUCUCAAAAUGCCCAGAUUUGGAGAUCUUUCACUUGGUGAAGGCUCCCGACUGCUCGAACGAUGGAGUUCUGGCCAUUGCGGAGAACUGUAGGCUUUUGAGAAAGCUCCACAUAGACGGGUGGAGGACAAACAGGAUAGGUGAUGAAGGUUUGAUUGCCAUAGCCAAGAACAGCGUGAAUCUCGUCGAAUUAGUGCUUAUUGGCGUAAACCCUACCUCUGAGAGCUUGAUGGCUAUGGCUUCCAACUGCCUAAAGCUGGAAAGAUUGGCUCUUUGUGGCAGUGAAUCAAUUGGGGACCCUGAGAUCUCAUGCAUUGCGUCCAAAUGCAACGCGCUAAAGAAGCUUUGUAUAAAAGGCUGUCGUGUGACAGACUCUGGGAUCGAGGCUUUUGCUUUUGGGUGCCCGAAUUUGGUGAAGAUUAAAGUCAAGAAGUGUAGGGGGGUUACUAGUGAGGUUGCCGAUUGGCUUAGGGCAAGGAGGAUGACUUUGUCCGUGAAUUUGGACGCGGACGAGAUAGAGCCCGAGGCUCUGGAUGUCAGCACGAGUGAUGGGGGUGUGCAAGCAUACAACAUAGAGUUGCCGGCCGUAAUGAAUGGUCCUGCAAAUGUAGGUGCACCAUCGACAAGUAAUGCGGCCAGGUUGCCUAUUAAGUCAAGGUUUAGCAUUUUCGCGGGGAGGACACUCGUGGCUUGUGCCUUCCGGAGGCUGUCGAGCGGUAACAGUAAUUCAAAUGGUAGCUUGUGA